Penicillium bovifimosum is the source of this 1506-nucleotide messenger RNA. RefSeq lists its product as uncharacterized. NCBI's taxonomy places the organism in Eukaryota, Fungi, Ascomycota, Eurotiomycetes, Eurotiales, Aspergillaceae. The transcript is spliced from 2 exons. The coding region runs from base 1 to 1506 and encodes 501 amino acids. Gene Ontology annotation, molecular function: LPPG:FO 2-phospho-L-lactate transferase activity. The record is from RefSeq and is a predicted model, not a curated record.
AUGGCCAAUCGAGGGAUUGUUGUCUUCUCCGGAGGGAGCGCGGCGAACAAUCUAGUCGACGUCUUCAGCGCCGUUCGUGAAAGCAAGAACUGCCCACUCAGCUACAUAAUUCCCAUCAGUGAUAACGGAGGAUCUUCUUCCGAGUUAAUUCGGAUAUUCGGCGGUCCUGGCAUCGGCGAUGUUCGAAGUCGAUUAGUGCGCUUGAUCCCAGAUUCACCUACGAAUCCCGAAAGAUCAGCAAUCAAAGCACUAUUCAACCACCGACUGCCCGCCGAAGCAGGCGUCGCAACCACAGAAUGGCAAUCCAUCGUCGACGGCACAUCGGCCCUAUGGACAGCCAUCACCCCCGCCAAAAAAGAGCUCAUACGCUCCUUCUUUAACGUCCUGAAUCUUGAAAUCCUCAAGCGAGCCCGACCACCCUCCUCAACUUUCGACUUCACUUCCGCAAGCGUAGGCAACCUCUUCCUAACCGCCGCGCGACUAUUCAGCGGCAGUUUCGAAAGCGCCAUCUACCUCCUAGGCAGCAUCUGCGGCGUCCCAUCAGAUCUAGUCCGCGUAAUCCCAGCAAUCAACUCCAAUUUCUCCCAUCACAUCUCCGCCUCCCUGGCAGAUGGAACCGUCAUCGUCGGGCAGAACAGUAUCUCUCACCCAGGCGAGGCUACAGCCCUUCACCACAAGCCGGGUUCAAGACGACCGAGUCUGCUCCUCGCCGAUGGCGAUGAUGUUGACUAUACAGACUCUGAACUCUCGGACCCAAUGACCUACGAAGAAGACCAUCUCCCUGGCUCCCUAGCUACGCUCCGUAACAAGAACAUCAAGUUCAGCAAAACCGAAAACGAGGAUCUAAGCGCCAGAAUCACUCGCAUCUGGUACAUAAAUCCCUACGGCCAGGAAAUCCGCCCACCAGCCAAUCCACGCGUCCUGGAAUCAAUCAAUGAUUCCCAGGCCAUAAUCUACAGCAUCGGAUCCCUCUACACAUCCAUCAUCCCAUCCAUCGUCCUGCGCGGCGUGGGAAAAUCCAUAGUCUCAUCUCCAGCGCGCCACAAAAUCCUCAUUCUGAACGGAUCCCUCGAUCGAGAAACAGGACCUAUGUCCGCGCCAUUUGCCGCUUCCGAUUUCGUCGAAGCUAUUGUCUGUGCUGGAGAGGAAAGUCGGGGUCGCUUGCAGCAUCAGAGUCAGAGGCAGGAGCAUGGAAAUGCGCAAAGCUACUCGGAUCUGCCGUAUACGAGCUACGUGUCUCAUAUACUGCAUUUGGAGGGGCCUGGGACGCCGCUGGUUGAUCGCGAGAGGCUGGCUGAUAUGGGGAUUGAGACGCUGAGGCUUUAUGGGAGGAAGAUUAUGGGGAAGGAUGGGGUGACGGUUGUUGGCAUGCAGUAUGAUCCUAAUGCGCUCGUGCAGGCUAUUGAGGUUGUUCUGGGGAAGAAGGGGGAUGCGAUGGUUCGGGGGGCAUUGGGGAGUGGGCUUGGGAGGCGGAAUACUUUAGAUCCUGCUAGGAGAGAUAGAUAG